This is a messenger RNA of Zingiber officinale, 1241 nucleotides long. RefSeq lists its product as uncharacterized. The transcript has 5 exons. Lineage: Eukaryota; Viridiplantae; Streptophyta; Magnoliopsida; Zingiberales; Zingiberaceae. Bases 1 to 1119 code for a protein of 372 amino acids. The record is from RefSeq and is a predicted model, not a curated record.
AUGGCUAGAAGACGCAAUACCAGAGCUGAUGAGACGGGGAAUCCUGUUACCCCACCAGGGAAUCAGAACACGAUGCCAGCCAUACCUACAGCUGUGCCAGAUUAUGAUAUUAUAUUGGGCAUGGAUUUCCUGAGUAAGUACGGUGCCUCAAUAGAAUGCCGUAAUAGAAAAGUGGUUUUCCGACUAGAAUCAGAACCGAUGUUUGAGUUUAUCGGAGAGCCAAGGAAAGGAACCAAGGAAUUUUUAUCAGCCAUUAAGGCACAAAAGAUGUUAAACAGCGGAUGCACUGGGUUUCUAGCAUGUGUGGUUGAUACAAGCCAAGCAGAGAACCAGAAACUGGAAGAUGUCAAAAUUGUGUGCAACUACCCAGAGAAUGAUACAAACCGUUGGAUCAAGCAAGGAGUAGAAAAAACCUUAGGUUUCACUCGCACCCACACCUAUCUUCCGAAAGCCUCCCGAACCCCUCUCACAACUUCUCAUCUCUCGCCUUCUCCAUCCAACUCCUCUCACGCCCUCUCCGUCCAACUUCUCUCCGACAAACCCCUCUCCGGCGAACCCUUCUCUGUGAACCUCCCCUCCGAACUCCUCUCCAUAAAGAUCGUGGGCAAAAUUUCCUCACCUUAUUCCUUCACCUCUUCGUCAAAUAGCAAAUGCCCUAAUCGUCCCAUUUUCAUUCUUAAACCUAGACAAUGUCGUUGUGUUGACCCAGGCAUUGUUCUUCCUUUACCCCGUCAGGUCAACUUUGGCACUAUCGUGAAUGCUUGGCACGGAAGCAUCUCACGGACCCGAUAUCAACCCUUCACGAACUCCAUUACCGAGCAAGCCAGGCAAAGGCCACUACAAAUAACAUCGCCUCGUUCCCCCUCCUCCUUCAUCGGAUUUCGCUUAUCCUCUCUCUCAUCUCUCUCUUCUGCUGCUUUGCUGAGAGAGAAGCUAAGGGGUACUGGAGGGAAGCCACCGGCAUCAAAGGACCUAGCGGAUUCGGAUCCGGCAACACUGCCGAGCAGGUCACUGAGGGCAUCGACGCCUCUCGCCUCACCGUCAUCGUCACCAGUACCUUUCUCUUCAUUUCCUCCCACUUUGUCUACUUUCACAGUGGAAGCAGUGGGAUCGGAGUAGAGACGGCAAGGGUGUUGGCCCUGAGAGGAGCCCAUGUCAUCAUCGGUGCAAGGAACUUGGAAGCUGCUAAUGCCGUGAAGCAGAACAUCCUGAAUAGCAUUCCAUCUGCUAGAAUUGACAUC